Spinacia oleracea (spinach) is the source of this 2575-nucleotide messenger RNA. RefSeq names its product cleavage and polyadenylation specificity factor subunit 2. The record is from RefSeq and is a predicted model, not a curated record. Gene Ontology annotation, molecular function: RNA binding. Gene Ontology annotation, cellular component: mRNA cleavage and polyadenylation specificity factor complex. The transcript has 18 exons. The coding region runs from base 155 to 2371 and encodes 738 amino acids. Gene Ontology annotation, biological process: mRNA 3'-end processing by stem-loop binding and cleavage. Lineage: Eukaryota; Viridiplantae; Streptophyta; Magnoliopsida; Caryophyllales; Amaranthaceae.
GUUGUCUUGCUAAAACCCUCUAAAAUCCCCUUUUUCUCUGAAUUCCAGAAAACGCAAAAACUUCCCUCCCCCAUUCUCCCUCCCAAGCUUCAGCUUCACACUGCCAUUCCCAACUGAGAGAGAAAGAGAGGAGAGAGAAAGAAGAGAGAGAGAGAUGGGAACAUCGGUGCAGGUGACGCCACUUUGCGGUGUGUACAACGAGAACCCACUGUCAUACUUGGUCUCCAUUGAUGGCUUCAACUUCCUCAUUGAUUGCGGCUGGAAUGACCACUUUGACCCCUCCCUUCUUCUACCUCUAUCUCGGGUGGCUUCUACUGUUGAUGCUGUUCUCCUAUCAUAUCCUGAUACAUUGCAUCUUGGUGCUUUGCCUUAUGCAAUGAAGCAAUUUGGGAUGUCCGCACCAGUGUAUGCAACAGAGCCAGUCUACAGACUAGGUCUUCUAACUAUGUAUGAUCACUAUCUUUCACGCAAGCAAGUGUCAGAGUUUGACUUGUUUACACUGGAUGACAUUGAUGCUGCUUUCCAAAAUGUGACACGACUGACUUAUUCCCAGAACCAUCAUCUGUCUGAAAAAGGUGAAGGUAUUGUUAUUGCUCCACAUGUGUCUGGGCAUCUACUUGGAGGAACGGUGUGGAAGAUAACCAAGGAUGGGGAGGAUAUCAUAUAUGCUGUAGACUUCAAUCAUCGCAAGGAAAGGCAUUUAAAUGGAACAGUUCUUGAAUCGUUUGUACGCCCUGCUGUGCUAAUAACAGAUGCUUACAAUGCAUUGAAUAAUCAACCUCCAAGACGCCAAAGGGAUCAUGAAUUCUUAGAUGCCAUUGUGAAAACACUCAGAAGUGAUGGAAAGGUAUUACUUCCGGUUGAUACAGCUGGACGAGUACUGGAACUUAUUUUAAUACUGGAACAGCACUGGGCUCAGCACCAUUUGACUUAUCCAAUAUUCUUCCUCACAUAUGUUUCCUCAAGUACAAUAGACUAUGUGAAAAGUUUCUUGGAGUGGAUGAAUGAUUCAAUAGCAAAAUCCUUUGAACACACACGUGAUAAUGCUUUUCUUCUGAGGCAUGUCUCGCUUUUGAUCAAUAAGGGUGAACUGGAGAAACUUCCUGAAGGUCCAAAGAUUGUUCUGUCUUCCAUGGGAAGUCUUGAAGCAGGUUUCUCCCAUGACAUAUUUUCUGAGUGGGCAACUGAUCCCAAGAAUCUUGUCCUUUUCACCGAAAGAGGGCAGUUCGGCACAUUAGCUCGAAUGCUGCAGGCAGAUCCUCCUCCAAAAGCUGUUAAAAUCACGUUAUCGAAAAGAGUGCCUUUAGUAGGAGAGGAGUUAGCAGCAUAUGAAGAAGAGCAAAACCGGAAAAAGGAAGAAGCUUUAAAAGCCAGUCAAAUCAAAGAGGAAGAAGUGAAGAUAUCACAAUCUGAUCCUAAUUUAGGUGAUCAAAUGGAGAUUGAUACUCGUGAAACCCAUGCUUUAUCAGAUGUUGGGACAUCUGUUGGUGGGCAUAAGGACGUUUUGAUUGAUGGAUUCGUUUUACCUGCAACUAGUGUAGCCCCAAUGUUUCCUUCUUUCGAAAAUUCUGCUGCUUGGGAUGAUUUUGGUGAAGUCAUCAACCCUGAUGAUUAUAUGAUCAAGGAAGAUAAUAUGGAGCUAUCAUUCUUACAGGGCGGUGGGGAUCUCAAUGGAAAACUUGAUGAGGGCUCCGCUAGCCUAAUGCUUGAUACUACUCCUUCCAAAGUUGUAUCCACUGAACUGACUGUGCAAGUGAAGUGUUCACUGGUCUACAUGGAUUAUGAGGGUCGCUCUGAUGGCCGAUCAAUUAAGUCCAUUCUGGCUCACGUGGCUCCUUUAAAGCUUGUUUUGGUGCAUGGAUCAGCUGAGGCUACUGAGCACUUGAAGCAACAUUGCUCUAAGAAUGUUUGUCCACAUGUUUAUGCUCCUCAAAUUGAAGAAACAAUUGAUGUCACUUCUGAUCUAUGCGCUUACAAGGUGCAACUAUCGGAAAAGUUGAUGAGCAAUGUUCUGUUUAAGAAGCUUGGAGAUUACGAAAUUGCUUGGGUUGAUGCCGAAGUUGGCCAACCUGAAGGUGGGAUGCUUUCGUUGCUCCCACUCUCAUCAACUCAAGCCCCAACCCACAAGUCAGUUCUGGUUGGUGACAUUAAAAUGGCAGAUUUCAAGCAGUUUUUAGCUAGUAAAGGCAUCCAGGCAGAAUUUUCUGGAGGUGCCUUGCGGUGUGGCGAGUUUGUUACCUUACGUAAAGUUGGAGACCCGACCCAAAAGAGUGGUGUAGCUGGAAAUCAGCAAAUAGUUAUCGAAGGCCCUCUAUCAGAGGAAUAUUAUAAGAUUAGGGAUUAUCUUUAUUCACAAUUCUAUUUGCUCUGAUUUUUGUUGAUGUAUUCUGGAUAUACUGUUACAUAAUUCUAUGCAUUUCUGGCUCCGUAAUCAAAUCUUGUACUUAGUUAUUUGCAAUUAAUCAAAUCUUGUACUUAGUUAUCUUCAUUUCUUUAGUUUUGGACUGAACAGAUCUUCUUUGUACAAUGUAAUACUUUCUCCGUCUUUUAAUACUCGCAACGUUUGUUAGUUUCA